This is a messenger RNA of Amblyraja radiata (thorny skate), 480 nucleotides long. Its product is annotated as transcription factor Spi-C-like. Gene Ontology annotation, molecular function: sequence-specific DNA binding; DNA-binding transcription factor activity, RNA polymerase II-specific. Gene Ontology annotation, biological process: cell differentiation; regulation of transcription by RNA polymerase II. NCBI's taxonomy places the organism in Eukaryota, Metazoa, Chordata, Chondrichthyes, Rajiformes, Rajidae. Gene Ontology annotation, cellular component: nucleus. Bases 1 to 480 code for a protein of 159 amino acids. The transcript is spliced from 3 exons. The record is from RefSeq and is a predicted model, not a curated record.
AUGGAAGCGGGGACGUGGCAGGUUCUGGGAAUCGGGUGUGGGCUCUCUCUCAGCGCUGAGUGUGUGUCCGACCCUGGCUGCUCUCCGCUGCCCGGACCCAGUCCAACUCUGCCUUCAGAAUACCUGCUCAGAGGCACCGGCAGUGACAAGCGGAAGAGGAGGGUAAGGCUCUUCCAAUUCCUCUUUGAGAUGUUAGAGGACCCACAGAUGAGCAACUGCAUCUGGUGGCUGCAACCCUUGGGAGGACUCUUCCAGUUCUCGUCCCAGAACAAGGAGAAGUUGGCGGAGAUCUGGGGCAGGAGGAAGGGCAACAGGAAGACCAUGACCUACCAGAAGAUGGCCCGGGCUUUGAGGAACUACUCCCGGACUGGUGAGAUCACCAAAGUGAAGAUGAAGCUGACCUACCAGUUCAACCAGCAGAUCAUCAGCCGACUUCGUAGAGGCAGCAGGAAGCCUCUCAGCUGCCCCUUCAUCCACUGA